This is a messenger RNA of Paramecium pentaurelia, 3371 nucleotides long. Lineage: Eukaryota; Ciliophora; Oligohymenophorea; Peniculida; Parameciidae. The record is from the annotation of a GenBank genome assembly.
AUGUCUUUAUCAAAUCAAAUAUAUAGUUUAUUAAGAACAUAAGAAACAUACAAAUAAAUUAAGCAAUAUGUGGAAAGGGUCGGCAAUAAAGAUUAGUAAGAUCUUGCAUGAUUUUUAGGGCAGUUUAUUAACCAAUCUGUGAUGCAAUUAUAUAGGCUCUUAAGAUAAAGGAGCCUGUUUUGAAUUUAAUGGCUUCAAGGUUAGGUAAAGAAGCAGUAGAUCAACGUAAUGUGGAAUUUAACACAAUGUUUUCAGAAAUUUGUUUACCCUAUUAUGAAAAGAUUGCUGAAUUUAAGAAAGAUGAUCAUAGUGAUGAUAGAGGAAAGCAUUAUUUCUCAGAAAAUCCAGAUAAAAAUCAAUCCUCUUAUGGGAAUAGUUUUUUGAGGCUUAUUUUAGAGAGUAUAGAAGCUUGGGCAAAAAUAUAUACUUGUAAGAGUGAUUAAGUCACAUAUACUCCUUUUUUUCUAUCAUAUGCUAGACUUGUAGUGAAAAAAAUAAAAUUUCCAGAUGAAUUUAAAUAUUACAAGAAGGAAGAAGUGGAUAAGAAUACAACUUCAAUGUUUAAAACACACUAAAAAAAUAUACCAUAAGUUUUGGAAGAUAAUAAAUCAAUUCCAAAAUCAUAACCAUCUUAAUUGAAUUAAUAAGAUUAACCAUAUAAAUAGGUUUAACCAACUUAGCCUAUAUAGGUGUAGAAGAUCUAAAAUAUACCUACUCCUGAUAAUGAAACUUAAAAGGAAAUUAAUUAAAGUGCUUAACUAUUGAUAAAUUUAUAUAGCCAAUUAAAAACUUAAUUAAUAGAGAAGGCUUUAAGUUUGGAUUUUAAAGCUACAGGUUAAUAUAUAAAAGAUUUGAAUUAAGUUAACCAAAGUUUAUAUCAUUUAAUGGAAAAGAUUGAUAAUAAAGUGGAGGAAUUAUUAAGUUAAGAUGAUGAAGAUAGUUCAUUAGAACUAUUGAAUGUUUAAGAUGAAAUAAAGAUUCUAUGUUAAUACUUUUAAAAGUUAUAAAAAGAUGAAUUGACUCCAUAAUAAUAUAGAAAUAAAUUUGAGAAAUACAAAUAACCAGUUCCAAAAUAACAGAAAGGAAAUUUAUAAUCUAUUUAUGAAGAGACUGAAAAUUCUUAGUCAUCAAUGCAAUUUGGUAGAGUAGAUAAGAAGUUUGUACCAAAUACCAACAUUGACAGUCUUGGAUUGCAGUAUAAUGCUGAAUAAAUAAUGCAAGAUUUUUAAAUCCAAUUAAGUGGUAUAACAGAACAAUAUGAAAAAGAAAAAUAAUUGAGAUAAUAGGAACAUGAGUAGGAAAUAACAAAUUUGAAACGUUAAAUCUAAGAAAUAAAUUAGGUUAGAAACAUAUAAGAGAAUCAAAUAUAGGAGUUAAAAAGAAAAGAGAUUCGAUACAAAGAAAUAGAAUAACAGUAUAUAGAUAUUUAAAAACAAAAAAAUAAUUCAUCUUAAUCAUCAGAUGAAGUCAAAAAAAUUAACACUACUUUAACUGAUUAAAUAAAAGCAUUAAAAUUAUAAAAUGAAUAAUUGUAGAAUUAAAAAGAAAGAGAUAGGAAUGAUAUAGAUAAAAUGAAAACUCAUAUAGCAGAUUUAAAAGAGGAAAAUGAUUCAUAGAAAACUGAAAUAGAAAAACUAAAGAAAUAAUUAUAUAUUGAAAAAAAUUAAAUAACUAGUAGAUUAUAAUAAUAAGAAGAAAAUUAUAAAUAAGAAAAAAGAUAACUUUAAGAAUAAAUUAAAUUUUCAUCAUAUACUGAUAAUCAUAAUUUAGAUAAGACUCCUAGUAAGGAAAUUUCUGAUCUAUAAAAAAGAUUAGAGAAUGAGAAAACGAGAUCUGCAAAUUUGAUUCAUGAAGUUAAUAAUAAAAGUGAAUAAAUAAAAAUAUUUGAGCAGGAACUUAAAAAUAAAUAAAUGGAAUUAGAAUAAUUAAGAGCUGAAUAAAAUAUUUAAUUUACUGCUUUAGAUAUUUAAGUCCAAUAAAAACAUUAAGCAGAAAUUCAAAAUUAUAAAUAAUUACUUUUAUCUUUAGAAACAUCAAAAAAGAUAGAAGAAAAUUCUUUUAAAGAGAGACUUAAUCUUCUUGAACAAAAAUUAAAAAUUUCAUUUAGUGAGAAUGAGAAACUUAGAAAUGAAUCUUCUAUUCUAAAGAACAAAAUCUAAGAAUUAAAUUAAUAAUUAGAAUAAUAGAAAAUAUAAUAGAAAUAGGAACAAAUCUAAAUUGAACCUUAAUAACAAUUAUUUAAUAAUAAACUUGAUUUGUCUAAGAUUAAGGAAACUGGUUUUGAAUAUGUAUAAGUUUAAUCCCCUGAAUCAAUUUCAAGUAAAUAAAACUUUUCAUAAGCUAUUUAUCCAGUAAGUGCAAAAAAAUAAGAAAAACCUUUAAGUAGUAUUCCAUAUUCUGGUUAUUAACACUUUUAAAAUUUAUAAGUUGAUUUUAUUGAAAAUACAAAGAAUUUAUUUAUAAGAACAUUAUAAAUUAAGGUACUUGCAUAAAGUGAUAUUAUAUAUCCAUAUCUUACAGCAGAAGAAUAUUAUGAAAAGAAGAUUUAACCUCAUAAAGGAAUUGUUAUUUAAUUUAAAAGGAUUAUACCAAAUUUAGUUGGUAAUCAAAAUAAUUUGAUACUAUAUAAAAUGUAUCAUCUAAAUAAAAUAAAUAAUACAAUUUUUGUUGAUAAUUAAGAUCUAAAAAUAGCAGCAUUAAAAUAUAUACAAAAAAAUGGGUCAAAUUAUUAUAUCAAUUAUGGUUUAUAUUUUAAAACAGAUUUAUAAAAUUUGAAUUUAAAAGCUUAUAUGAAGAAUUUCAUGAAUUUUGAAACUAUUUGGGCAUCUUAAUUAGAAAUUUAAUAAAAUUUAUAAAAAAAGUAACAAAUACUUUUGGAAGUUAGUAUUAAAUUACAAUAAUCAGAAAUAUUUGAAACUCCAUUAUUGGAAGUUAAUUAUAAGUAAAUAAUAUGAUAUUUAUAAUUUAGUAAUAAGAUAUAAUAGGUAUUAUUGCCUUUACAAAUUCUAAGUUUAAUUCAAUAUCAUAAAAUAAGUAAAAUUGGAUAUCAAAGAAAGUGGAAAAAUUCUAAGAUAUAUAGAUCGGAAGUAUUUGAAUACAACACAUUAAUAUUAUCUAAUCAUAAAGAUAUCACUAAAUUUAAUGAAUCUUUUUCUAUUACAAAUCCAGAAAAAGUUGAUAGUUAUAUUUAAGGUUUGGAUGAAAUUAAAUAUUUUGCUUAAUUUUCAUUUUAAUAUUAUAAUAUAGAUGGAAUAAUCAAAUUUGAAUUAAUGCCUAAUUAGAAAAUGAUUAUUUUUAUAGGAUUAGAGAAUUAUAAAUAAAAUUCUUUAAUUUAGAAAUUGAUAAAUGCAUUUUAAGAUAUUUUUACCUGA